Molecule: messenger RNA, 1780 nt
Organism: Marchantia polymorpha subsp. ruderalis
Lineage: Eukaryota; Viridiplantae; Streptophyta; Marchantiopsida; Marchantiales; Marchantiaceae
Source: the annotation of a GenBank genome assembly
GAUUACAUCGGUACAGACAGACAGACAGACAAAGAGCAAAAACUGCCCGUACUGCGUGAUUGCUGUCAUUGAUUGAGUUUCGUUGUCGAUUCGUUUCCAUCGCUGGAAGCGAGCUAGGUGUGACUGUAGGCAGUUUCAGUUUCAGUUGCGGAAAAACGUUCUCUCUUCCAUCAUUGUCCAUCUUUAUAUCCAUCCAUCUAUCUAUCUAUCUAUCAAUCCAUCUUUAUAUCUUCGAGCUCGUCAGAGCCUCUUCCUUCCUUCGACUCGGUCUUCUCGUCGGCCGUAUUUGUUCUCCUUUCGCAUCCCACCCGUUUUUGUGAUUCUUCCCUUCCCUUCAAUCGUGAACCUUCUUUCGUUUCGGGCAGGAGUGAAUCCGGUCUGUGAGACCGAGUGCGAGGGAAAUUCGGUGGAUUUCGGAGCGGUGUGAUUCUAGUUUUCGACUUCCGAAGAAUUUGGCCUGUUCUCAUUGAUUUCCUCUCACGGUGAGAGUUGUACCUCGCGCUCGGAAUCCACUUGCAUCCUCUCCCUCUCCCUCUCUCUCUCAUUCAUUUGGCGUUUGGCGUUUGGCUUCCGCCCUCCCUCUCUUCUUGGUUGGCCCCGCCAGCAUUGCCCGCUCUUCGUUCGGCUCGUGAAUCUCGCGUGGGCCAUCGCUCGUACCUUCCGAAGCCUAGACAUAUAAUCUCAGGUGCAGAGGCCCGCGACGGAGCUUUCAGAUUUCGCAGUGUAAGCGGUACGGGAACUCGAGGGGCGGUGUUGGUGGGAACUAAACUUCCCCGUUGUGUUUAUGGAAGGGGCCGCUCCCCUCAGCAGCGGCGGCUGUGUGGCGAAGUGUACGCUCGAUUCAGGAGCCGCGAGCUCGACUUGAGCCGAGCGUGAGGGAGUAAUUUGUUCUCGAUUUCAAUUUCCGGGAUUCAGCAGCAGGUUUUCGUUGCUGGUGAUUAGUGUCGUCUUUGGAGGAGGAGGAGGAGGAGGAGGAAGUCUUUUUCGAAGAGUUGAUCUCUGGCGCUCGAGAAUGGGGAACGCGGCGAUGAAGUGUAUGCUCAAUGGGGCUCCUACGGUGCGUGUCAUGAGAACUGAUGGAAAAAUUGUCGAAUACGAUCAACCAAUUUUGGCAUCGAAGGUUAUGAAGCAGCACGCGGACCACCUGGUGGUGCACUGUACGCCCGGCGAGAAGAAAGGCGAGAAGAAGCUCAGUUCCUCGGGGCAAAGACGCAGCAAGCUCACGAUCAUGCGCUCGGACCAGAUGCUUGUUCUCGGGCAAGCCUACCUCCUGUACCCAAUCCCUCCUCAAUACAGAAGCAGUCUCGUAAAAUCUCAGUGUUGCACAUUGUCUGCGGACGUGAAGGAGGACGCAUCGGAGCAAGAGGGCCGAUUGGUGAAAGGGAGCUUCAGGAGUCUCGCCAUGAGGUUAAGGAACCAGAAGAAACACCUCAACAUGCUGACCAAGGGCGCCAGGAAAGUCGGCGAUGCGAACGACGGAGCAGCUCUUCUGAAGAUUUCUCCGCCCACUCCGAGCUUCCAAAAUCUUGAGUCCGACAGCGAAGACUUCUCUGCCACUUUCGACGAAAGCGGUCAACGACUUCACGCCGCGCCUGUGAACGAUUCCGCGAGAGAAUCUCCAUCUCAUCCCGUCUCUGCUCAGGCUUAGAAAAUUUAGUCUUAACUCGUCAAAAUUCCGAAUGACCAGUUGCUCUGGUUUCAGAUUUGUACAUUUACUGAACACAUUGUAUAAUGAUGCAUGUUGCCCUCUCCCCUUACUAGAUUUUCCGAAAUUUUGUCG